Molecule: messenger RNA, 630 nt
Organism: Tilletiaria anomala UBC 951
Lineage: Eukaryota; Fungi; Basidiomycota; Exobasidiomycetes; Georgefischeriales; Tilletiariaceae
Exons: 1
Coding region: 29-238 (69 amino acids)
Source: RefSeq, a predicted model, not a curated record
GUCAGCUUUAACUGCAGCUACAACAACCAUGACAGCGGCUUUUGCAUCUACCAACAUUCUUCCGUCAUCGAAUGGCUACUCUUACGCAGGCUGCUACGCGGACACUUCCAAGACAAAAGUCCUCUGGGGCUCUGUGACCAACGAUGAUACCAUAAAUACGGUGCGCAGCUGCGUCUCUGCCCGUAGGGCGCAAGACUAUCAGAUUGCGGGCGUCAAAGCGGGAACUCUUUUGCUGUGAGUGACAUAUUGGCGAUUGCUGCCCGUCAUAGCUGUGCUGAACUGCGAGUACUGCCUCUCUGCAGAUUGCGGCACUUCACUCGCCGGCACCCCGUCUCGCGCGAUAUCCGGCUGCAGCUCUGCCUGCAGUCGUGACAUCACCGCGGCCUUUGGUGGCACGAAGCGUCUCCAGCUCUACAGUUCGCUUCCCAAGCUCUCGAAUACCGACGUCGCGGAACUACCUGAAAUCGCCUGCUGGUGCAAACCUGGUCCAGUACCAGCCCGUGCAGGCACAACGGCUGCGAUCCCAUACCGUUCACUCUUGGCCGACGGACUCACAUCCUUCAACAGCAGAGAUAGUACUCAUCAUGACGCACGGUGUGCUGGGCGAGACAUGGGCGGCAUGUUUCCUUC